AUGCUUGCGGCAGACUGUGGCGUGACUGCCGAGACGGAGGAGAUCGACACGGUCAAGGAUGCUCUGGUGGCGUUUUGUGAGAAGCGGGCGGCUUCGGAGGUCGAGGGAGUGACCCUGUCUAGGGAUGAUUGGAUUGAGGUUGCCAGCUCGUGUCUGAGUCACAACUUUGCGGCCAGCCUGUCCGUGGCUGGAUUUGUGGACUUCAUGCUCACUACUGCAGCGCGGGAGGCUCAGGCCAAGGCUGAGCUGGAAGCGCAGAUUGCGGACAAGGAUGCCGAGAUUGCGGACAAGGAUGCCGAGAUUGCGGACAAGGAUGCCGAGAUUGCGGAGCUCAAGGCGAUGUCACAGGUGUCCCCGACGUCGAGACUCGAGGUGCCGUACUUGAAGCCAGUGCGGGCCAAACACUUUGCGGGCGUUGUGCCGACCGGUAGCCGCUGGGUUGCCUCGCCCGAGCUUCUUCUUGCGCCAAUGCUGAUGGGUGAAGUGGUGAUGGGUUUGCUCUCUCUUGGGACCAGCGGCACGGCCUCACUGGAAGUGCAGCAUCUGGAUGACAUCCCGGAUGCGUGGACAGGCUUUGUGGCAUCUGGCCUGCGUAAGGCGAACACGAUCGGAAGCACCGUAGUCUGCCACGAGCUCAUCAAGGCUACCUUACCGCUGUUUCGGGGGCUCAGCAACAACCACAAGGUCCAGUCGUUCUACAGAGGCUCGGUUGGCGUGGCAGCGCUCGAGUCAUCGUUGACUCAUCGAGUGUGCGAGGGUCUGGGUCACGUCUUUGCCAACCAGCAAGGGACACGGGCUGGGUUCCACUCGUCCAGCUCUCAAAGCACAUUCUCUGUGGCGUCACCUGUCAAGACCAACCCGAGCCACACGGACCGUGCACGUGCGAAGCGAACCGCAAGCUCUUCGUCACGUAGCCACGAGCCGCAGACGUCCGGGCUGUACAGCAGCGCAGCCCGGAUGAACAUUGGGCGGGAGAUUGCGGUCUCACAUGGGCAAGGUUGGGACGGGGUGAGACCAGUUGACACCCAGCUCAGCACCAAGGUGGAUGUGCUGUUUACGUUUGAGGAGAACGAGAUGGUGCUGCCAUUGGGACUGUGGGAGCCUGGAUUCGAUCCCAAAUCGGCCCAGUGUCCGAUCACCAUGCACAAGAGGAAGCAGGCCUACGGCUACGCGCACAACCUCACGCGGGCCUCAGCGGGCUUUCCACACACAAUGGCGCUCGUGGCGCUGCGGUCCGAGUACCCGACGCGGGCCAACAAGGCUCUGCAGGUGCGGACGAAAAUGGCAGUCGACGGCUAUGUGCUCCAGGCUGAAAAGUGCCGCGCGCUUAAGGCCAAGGCCACCGACGAUGAGCCUCGUCUGGUGCCUGCAGUGGCUUACGUGACGGUGGCGCACUUUGUGUCGCUGUUCAAAACUCUCCAAUGCAUGGACAACGACGGAGUGGCCCACCUCGACAUCCGCGACGCCAACUUGGUGUUUGGGGCCGACGGGAAGACACACGUCAUCGACUGGGAUCUGGCCGGCGUGUCUGGAGAGGCUGUGUAUCCGGUUGGGUUCAAUUGGGUCACCGACGGCAUGCGUGUCGAGUCGGUCAUGGAUGCUGUGGCCAAAAACGAGACCCCUACUGGCUACGCGUGGCACGACGUUGUGGGCGCGGGCGGGGUCAUGAAGCUGUACUCCUGCGAUUCAAAGGACAAUCGGACGGUCUGGAAAAAGGUGACCGAGACCCUGGUGAAUGUGGACGAUGCCUCGUCGGCGAGGUCAGCUUUGGCAGUUGCCAUUGAGGAGCUUAGCUCGAAGGAGAACGUUCGCUUGUGGUGCCUUGGGCGGGAGAAGACCGUCUUGGCAACUGACUCUCCUCCGCUCUCGCCCGAUGGAUCACCGGCUCGGGCGGCGGUGGGGUCGUCGUCAGCAGAGUCGUCGCCAGCUGGCUCAUCAUCGACCUAG
This is a messenger RNA of Thecamonas trahens ATCC 50062, 1947 nucleotides long. RefSeq lists its product as uncharacterized. The coding region runs from base 1 to 1947 and encodes 648 amino acids. Lineage: Eukaryota; Apusomonadida; Apusomonadidae. The record is from RefSeq and is a predicted model, not a curated record. The transcript is spliced from 2 exons.